AUUAAUCAGAGACCGUACGCCGACAAAAAAUCGAGGGGCACAAACAUUGGAUCAGUAGGCCGGUGAGAGAGCUCCUUGCCAGCAGCAGCCCACUAAGCUCAGGAAGGAGGUACAUACGAAAGGCGCCAGCACGAUUGCCCUUCUACCUCGAGCAUCUCAAAAUCUUUCCUCGUUUCCUCAUCGAACGAUUGUCUCCAAACCCCAUCGCGCUCUGCAACAACGAUGGCCUCCAUGUUCGAGCAGCCCCGCAACGGCACCCUUUUCUUGGGCGGCCAGAAGAUUUCGGGAUCCGACAUUCGUGACCAGAACGUGCUGGCCACGCAAGCGAUCGCAAAUGUCGUCAAGAGCUCUUUCGGCCCUAGCGGGCUUGACAAGAUGAUGGUCGAUGAUAUCGGUGAUGUUACCGUGACGAACGACGGCGCGACAAUUCUCAGCCUCCUCGAUGUCGACGACCCUGCGGGCAAAAUCCUGGUCGACCUGGCACAACAGCAAGACAAGGAAGUCGGCGACGGCACCACCUCUGUCGUCCUCAUCGCCGCAGAGCUCCUCCGCCGAGGCAACGAGUUGAUGAAGAACAGGAUACACCCGACCACCAUCAUCACGGGGUAUCGUCUUGCCCUCCGCGAAGCUAUCAAGUACUUGAGCGAGAACGUGAGCAUCAAGGUCGAGAACCUUGGCCGCGAGUCCCUCAUCAACAUUGCCAAGACUUCCAUGUCGAGCAAAAUCAUCGGCGCCGACUCCGACUUCUUCGCCGAGAUGGUUGUGGAUGCCAUGCAGGCUGUCAAGUCGACCAACAACCGCAACGAGACCAAGUACCCGGUGAAGGCGGUCAACAUCCUCAAGGCCCACGGAAAGGGUGUCCGAGAGUCGAUGCUCGUCAAGGGCUACGCUCUGAACUGCACAGUUGCGUCGCAGGCCAUGCCUACGCGCAUCCAGGAUGCCAAGAUUGCCAUCCUCGACAUGAACCUACAGAAGGAGAAGAUGAAGCUCGGUGUGCACGUUACCGUGGACGACCCGCAACAGCUGGAGCAGAUCCGUGCUCGCGAGUCCGGCAUGAUGCUGGAGAGGAUCGAGUUGAUGUUCAAGGCUGGUGCCAACGUUGUCUUGACCACCAAGGGCAUUGACGACAUGUGCAUGAAGAUGUUCGUCGAGCGUGGAGCCAUGGGUGUCAGGCGAUGCAAGAAGGAAGAUCUCAGGAGAAUCGCCAGGGCGACCGGUGCAACUCUGCUGAGCACAUUUUCAGACCUGAACGGCGACGAAAAGUUCGACCCGUCCUACCUGGGUCACGCUGAGGAGGUUGUCCAGGAGCGUAUCUCGGAUGAUGAGUGCAUCCUCGUCAAGGGUACCAAGUCUCACUCUUCGGCUUCGAUCAUUCUGCGUGGACCCAACGACUUCUCGCUCGACGAGAUGGAGCGCUCUGUUCACGACUCGCUGUGUGCCGUCAAGCGUACGUUGGAGAGCGGUAGCAUUGUGCCCGGUGGAGGUGCUGUUGAGACGGCGCUUCACAUUUACCUCGAGGAGUUUGCUGGCACAGUUGGGUCCCGUGAACAACUUGCCAUUGGCGAGUUCGCCCAGUCCCUCCUGGUCAUUCCCAAGACCCUGGCCGUCAACGCCGCCAAGGACGCCGCUGAGCUCGUGGCUCAGCUGCGCUCGCGGCACGCCCUGAGCCAGCGCAUCCAAGAAGGUGACGGGAGCGAGGACGAGAAGACGCUCGCCCGCAAGAAGGGGUACCGCAACUACGGUCUGGACUUGGCAAAGGGCAAGGUGGUGGACGAGCUCAAGCUUGGUGUGCUGGAGCCCAGCAUGAGCAAGGUGCGGCAGCUCAAGAGCGCCGUCGAGGCUUGCAUCAGCAUCAUGCGCAUUGACACCCUGAUCAAGCUGGAUCCGGAGCAACCGCAGGAUGAUGGACACGGCCACUAGAGGCGUAAUGUAGAAUCACAAGCAGAGAAGAAAAAAGAGAUGCCCGGUCACAACGACCAGAGAUGAAUCACAGACCUCUCCUCGCCGCAUUCUUCAUGCCCACGUGUUCUUGGUGCUGCCGAGUUGUAACAAAAGGAACUUUCUGGAUUUUGUAUUGUCUUAUACAUUGAUCCUCCGCCGGCGCGUCUAGAAAGCAAAGAGAGCAGGCCUCCGUAAUCCCAGGCUCCCCCCUUCUCUUCUCUCUUCCUCUGCCUCAGCUGCGUCUACCGCCACACAAUCUACUCUCUCGAUCGGUCCCGCUAUCCAAUACUCGUACACAACAGGAUUAUAGUUGUUCUUGUUGUCAUUGUCGCUCGCUUAACCGAUGACCAGCUUGCCAUCCUCGGGGAAGUCGUAUGCGGGAACCUCGAGGUUGA
Molecule: messenger RNA, 2336 nt
Organism: Emericellopsis atlantica
Lineage: Eukaryota; Fungi; Ascomycota; Sordariomycetes; Hypocreales; Bionectriaceae
Product: chaperonin Cpn60/TCP-1 family
Exons: 3
Coding region: 223-1920 (565 amino acids)
Biological process (GO): protein folding
Cellular component (GO): chaperonin-containing T-complex
Molecular function (GO): ATP hydrolysis activity; ATP binding; ATP-dependent protein folding chaperone
Source: RefSeq, a predicted model, not a curated record